Penaeus vannamei (Pacific white shrimp) is the source of this 1088-nucleotide messenger RNA. NCBI's taxonomy places the organism in Eukaryota, Metazoa, Arthropoda, Malacostraca, Decapoda, Penaeidae. The record is from RefSeq and is a predicted model, not a curated record.
GACUAGAAACAGUUGUCAAGAGAGCCACAAGGAAGCAUGAGAAGCGUGUGGUGCUGGUUGCUGGUGGUGCUGGUGUUGGCGAUGCGGGCGGCGACGAUGCCACAGGGGCCCAGGGUCCCCCAUCAUUCUCAGGCGCAGCAGAUCAUAUUCGGGAGUCACUCCGACUCCCACAGACCAGGAUUCGGGCCCCAUCCCUCUGCAGCAAGCCCAUUUUUCGCGCCCAAUGUCCCCAACCCAGGAUCAGCCUUUGAUCCCAACCUGAAUGGCCAGAGACUGAGCUUCCCAUUCAAUUUCGGCGCGCAACCACCACCAGCCUUUCAGACCAAUCUGCCCGUGUUUACACCCGACUUGGCCGCCCCGAGAGACGACUUCGGGUCCGGGAACCAGAUCAACUUCCCGGACGCCUCAGCUGCAGGGCCGCCGCCGACGCCUUCCACUCCGAAACCAGCUACCGGGACCAACCCCCUUGACACGAGGAUCCUCAUCAACGCUCCCUGCCGAGGACACUGCAUGACGAAGAGGUCUGGAAGGUGCGAACUCGAUGCAACUUGCUUGUUUGGGUGAUCGAACUCCCUGGCAGUGUAUUUAGUGUAACCGUGAUGCAAGCUACUCCUCGCCUCCGUCUUCAGUGUGCGUCGAGGGGCCUCCAGGAGUGCGUCCCAAGUUGCCUUAGUGUCUGUCUGUGAUAGUGGCACGAGAAGCAUCAGAUAAGUGCAAAGGGGAAGGAUUAUUGGGCUGACAAAAGGCAUGCGCAUAUUUGCUGUGUAGCAUGAACAUUUUUGGCAACUUUACAUUCCUUUUUGUGGGAGAGCAUGAGCAGCUCUCUCUCUCCAAACACUUUCUAUGCAUCGCUGGUUCACGACCUGGAUUUAGAGGAUAGAAAAUGGGUAUUCCCCCCCCCCCCCUAACUCGUGCUUAAGUAGAUUGUGAUGCGUGGUUUAAGUCGAUUUUGGUUACAUGUUUCAGUUGAUUGUGAUUGUUAUUGUUAUUUCGUUGCAUUUUAAAACUGCUGAUGCCAUGAACAGGUUAUUGUGAUCAUAUGAUUUAUAAUAAAAAUUAAAUAUUUUUAUAAUAAAAUGAAAAUUAAA